GUGAAUCCGUUGCUUGAAGCUUUUGGCAACGCCCAGACUGUGAUGAAUGACAAUAGCAGCCGCUUUGGAAAAUACAUACAGCUGCGUUUCCAGAAGAAUACAGUGCAAGGUGCCAAGCUGAGUGAGUACCUGUUAGAGAAGUCACGGGUAGUGCAACAAGGUACUGGAGAGAGGAAUUUCCAUAUCUUCUACUACAUUUUUGCUGGACUCUCUUCAGAGGAAAAGGAGAUGUAUGGGCUACUGGAUCCUUCACUCUACAGGUACAUAAAUGGACAAUUUGGUACACUGGAUGUAGCUCAGCGCUGGAAGCACAAAUACCAAGAGGUGUGCAAUGCCCUUGACAUGGUGGGCUUCCAAGAACAGGAGCAAGUGGACAUGCAGGCUAUCUUGGCUGGUGUGUUGUCUCUGGGCAAUGUGACCUUUGAGCCUGAGGAGAGCAAUGGGUCUGUAAAAGUGAGUGAAGCCUCCCGGGGAUGGCUAAAGGCUGCAGCGAGUCAGUUUGGAGUCCAAGAAGAAGAACUGUUAAAAUGCCUUAUUUGUACAAUGUCGGUGACCCGAGGCGAGCAGAUUCAGCGUUUUCACACCCAGCAGCAGGCAGAAGAUGCUCGUGACUCCAUUGCAAAGGUGGCAUAUGGCCGAGUAUUUGGCUGGAUUGUCUGCAAGAUCAAUGAGCUGCUGGCUGAAAAUGUGGAUCCUGAGGUGGAACUGAGGGAGAUAGGUAUCUUGGAUAUUUUUGGGUUUGAAAACUUCACAGUGAAUCAUUUCGAACAACUUUGCAUAAACUUGGCCAAUGAGCAACUGCAGCAUUUCUUCAACCAUCUGGAGCAGGCUGCCUAUAAGGAAGAAGAGCUGCCUUGGGACACUAUCACGUUCAACAAUAAUGAACCUAUUCUGAAUUUGCUCCUGGCCAAGCCACUUGGGCUCCUCUCUCUUCUGGAUGAGCAGAGUGCAUUCCCUCAGGCAACUGAUAAGACAUUUGUGGAUAAACUAAACAGCAGCUUCAAGGGGAAUUUACACUUCGAGCCAGGCCGAGGCCGUGUUCUGGGCUUCAGCAUCAUUCACUAUGCUGGCAAAGUACAAUAUACUGCUGAGGGCUUUCUAGAGAAGAACAGAGACACCUUGCCAGCCAGCAUCCGUGGGCUCUUCAUCAACAGCGUCACCCCCUUGCUCAGCAUGCUGUUCACAGCCACUGUCUCCAGGACAGGGACACUGAUGCCUCAUGUGAAAGCCAAGGUCACACCAGGAGCAGACGACAAGUUCAACAGCACACGAAAACAGUCUGCUGGAGCUCAGUUCCGGCAUUCCCUGAUGGUGCUCAUGGAGAGAAUGUAUUCUGCCAACCCCCACUUUGUGCGCUGUAUAAAGCCCAACAGAAGGAAGGAGCCAGCUGUGGUGGACAGCCAGGUGGUGCUGCAGCAGAGAAGUUUAGGACUGACUGAAAGCAUUUCUGACUGCAGAGGAACAAACUUGUCUCCUAAUGACCUGUUUCUGUUUGUUUCUCUGAUGCUCUUUGUGGUGCUGCCUCAGCUCCGGUACAACGGACUGCUGGAGACAAUCCGUAUCCGAAGAGAUGGUUUCUCCUGGAGACCCUCAUUUGAGGAAUUUGCUGAAAGAUAUGGAAUUCUUCUAGCUAAACCAGAUGUUUCCCUCACAAAAGAAAG
This is a messenger RNA of Cariama cristata (Red-legged seriema), 1661 nucleotides long. RefSeq names its product myosin-IIIb-like. The record is from RefSeq and is a predicted model, not a curated record. Gene Ontology annotation, cellular component: myosin complex. Gene Ontology annotation, molecular function: ATP binding; cytoskeletal motor activity. The annotation marks the transcript as partial. NCBI's taxonomy places the organism in Eukaryota, Metazoa, Chordata, Aves, Cariamiformes, Cariamidae. The transcript is spliced from 16 exons.